UACUAACUCACAAUAUAUACACGAUUCAGUAUGAUCCGAUCCAAAUAUCGCGGUUAAAUAUCAAAUAGUUGUCCACCCUUCUCAAAAGAAACUCGCGCCCUAUAUUUAUACCACUCCCCGCUCUGCUAAUAACUGAUCACCGCGCAAACCAAAAUGGCAGACCACUCCACGGCCGCCGCCGCCGGCUGCCGGAGGCAGCACGUGGCCAUCGAAAUCGAGCCGGCCGCCACCGACAGCAACCUCGUCACUUCCAUCCUUCAACAGAUGGAAACCGUCUCCUCCCUCCACUCCAUCUGCCGGGCAAGCCCCACGCGCCGCGAGUCGAGCAAAAAAUCCUACACCCCGCAGAAAGUCGCCAUCGGCCCUUACCACCGCGACGGCGCGACGGCCGCCGAACCCCUCAGACCAAUGGAGGAUCACAAGUGGCGGUACGUCCACGCGCUGCUCGGCCGGCGGACCGACCUAGAGGCCAGCCUGAACGACUGCGUUUCGGCGCUCAGGGAACUGGAGCAGAGGUCGCGCGCCUGUUACGCCGGCGACGACGUGGAUCUCCCCGCCGGCGACGAGUUCGUGAAGGUCAUGUUUUUGGACGGAUGCUUCAUCAUCGAAUUGUUCUUGAAGUACUCGACCAAGGUGCUGCGACGUCGUAACGAUCCGAUUUUUGCGGUCCCCGGGAUGCUGUACGACCUGCGGUGCGAUUUGGCUCUGCUGGAGAAUCAAAUCCCGCUGUUCGUCCUUCAGCGGCUGUUUCAGGUCGUGCCGAUUCCUAAACAGUGCGCCAAUCUUUCUCUCGCCGAGCUCGCUUUCCGUUUCUUCAAGAACAUGAUUCCAGGAGACAUAUUGAUUCACAGGGAGAAGUUCACCCAAGAAGGAAAUCAUUUGCUCGACUUAAUCUGUCACUGUCUGCUCCCAACUCUUCCAAGGCUCCCAUCCUCCAAAUCCCAAAAGCACCUACGUUCAGUGACGGAUUUGCAUAGUUCAGGAAUCAAGAUCAAGAGGGCCAAAACAGAGAACUUGCUCGACGUCAAGUUCGUUAAUGGCAUUCUGAAACUCCCACAAAUUGAAGUCCAUCAACACACGGAGUUGCUGUUCAGGAACCUCAUCGCGCUCGAGCAGUGCUCGAACGUCCAUGGCACCGUGCACCACGUUACAUCGUACGUGGUGCUCGUUGCGAGCUUGAUCGAGAGCGAGAGAGACGUCAAGUUUCUGAGGCAGAGGGGAAUUCUGACGAGUUAUGACGACGAUGACAAUGGUGGCGAGAAGGAAGCCGGGAUCAGGAAGCUGUUUGGGAAGUUGUGUGAAGAAGUGGAGCUGAACGAAUCGUACUACGAUGGCUUGUGCGAGAGGGUGAAUGGGCACAGAGGCAAGAAUUUGCGAGCUUUGAAGAAGAAGUUGAAGCGGCGGCGUAACAAUGGUAGUCGUCCCACGUUGCGGUUGGUGAUGCUUUUUACCGUAUUGGUGCUUUUGAUUGCUAUUGUUGGAACUUUGUUUUCGGUGCUCACUUUUGUUCAUCACCACAUUUGAGAAGAUAGCUCAAUCUUGGCACAAAGUUUUUCAUUCGAUCUGUUUAUUUUUUUUUUAUUUCUGAGUGAUAUCAAUGAGAAAUCAUAGUUAAAUUUACAAUUUUACCCAGGACCCCUAAGAGACUCUAAAGAAGCCACUCCAAGAAAUCAAAAGAUUCUAGCUCUACAAGAGACAAAAGCAGUGUUUUACGCGCCACUCUAUGGGCUGUUUACUUUAUAAAGCACAAAUGAAACG
This is a messenger RNA of Linum trigynum, 1758 nucleotides long. Lineage: Eukaryota; Viridiplantae; Streptophyta; Magnoliopsida; Malpighiales; Linaceae. The record is from the annotation of a GenBank genome assembly.